AUGGCUCUGACAGCAGAGGACACACAAGUCUGCAUGGUCUCAACUGUUGAGGACGUUAUUGACCGAGUCGGCGAGGAGCUACAACGUAUGCGGCGUGAAGGCAUUAUCGAACCAGUAAAGACGUCUGAAUGGGCCGCGCCCAUUGUUCCUGUCGUCAAACGCGAUGGACGUGUAAGAAUUUGCGGUGACUUCAAGAUUACAGUAAAUCCGGUUGCUGUACCUGAGAAGUAUCCGAUUCCAAGGGUUGAGGAACUGUUCGCUAAGCUGUCAGGAGGAAAGAAAUUCAGUAAGCUUGACCUCAAGGAUGCUUACCAACAAAUACUGCUGGACGAAGAGUCCAAGAACCUGGUGACCAUCAACACUCAGAAAGGGUUGUAUCGGUACGUAAGGCUACCGUUCAGUGUUUCUACGGCACCAGCGUUAUUUCAACGAAUAAUGGAAAACCUGCUGCAAGAUCUGCGUGGCGUCGUGGUUUACUUCGACGAUAUCCUUGGCACUGGAAAGGAUGACGACGAUCACAAGAAGAACUUGGAUAUUGUACUGGUGCACUAUUUAGGUCACAUAAUCACGGAAGCGGGGUUACAUCCUGAUCCAAAGAAGGUAGAAGCUGUGACGAAGGCGCCAGCGCCAACGAAUGUGAAAACGUUGCAGAGCUACCUGGGGCUAGUGAACUAUUACAGGAAGUUCUUGCCUGAUUUGUCGACAGUACUGCAUCCUCUAAACAAGUUACUGGGAGCAAAUGCGCCAUGGACUUGGGGCACCGAGCAGCAGCUCGCUUUCCAAAAAAGUAAGGACCUCCUAACGUCUGCUAGGGUCCUAGCUCACUUUGACCCCAAGAAACCUUUGGUGUUGGUAUGUGAUGCAUCGCCUUAUGGCGUGGGUGCUGUACUUGCGCACCGUGAACUGUCAGGUGAAGAGUUUCCUAUUGCAUAUGCGUCAAGGAGCUUAAUGCCACCAGAAUGUAAUUACAGCCAACUCGAUAAAGAGGCUCUGGCCGUAAUUUUCGGCGUUCUGAGGUUUCAUCAAUAUCUCUGGGGUCAUUCAUUCGAAAUAGUGACCGACCACAAGCCACUGUUGGGACUUUUAGCGCACGAUAAGCCUGUACCUAACAACUGUUCACCCAGGCUUCUUCGCUGGGCCCUGACGUUAUCAUCUUACCGCUACGAGUUGGUCUGUCGACAGGGAAGCCGCAUCGCACAUGCCGAUGGACUGAGCAGAUUGCCACUACCUACUGAAGCUCUUCCAGUGGAACGACCAGCAGAGGUGUUCCUGUUGGAAGGAGUCUACCCAACUGUUUUAUCCGCAAAGGUAGUCGCUCAAGCCACGUCAAGAGACGUCAUUGUAUCCAACGUUCGCCACAUACUGUUGUCAGGCGGCAAAUUACCUGACGUCACUGACUACAGGCCUUACCAAAGGCGUUUUGAUCAACUGAGCGUGCAGGAUGACUGUAUACUCCUCGGAAAUCGUGUUGUCAUUCCUCAAGAGCUACGUGCAAAGGUUCUCGACUUGCUUCAUGAGAGCCACCCUGGUGUCACAAAAAUGAAGGCUGUGGCCCGCAGUCACGUCUGGUGGGAUACACUGGACGAAGAUAUUGCUGCGAGGGUACAGAGAUGCAUGACAUGCCAAGAACAACAACGCCCUUUUAAGGGUCAUUACAUCUUCAUCCUUGUGGACGCAUUUUCCAAGUGGGUAGAAGCUGAAGUUGUUCCAUCACCAUCCGCGGAAGCUACUAUUUCUUGUCUACGUUCUAUAUUUGCGAGACAUGGACUGCCCGAUCUCGUAGUGUCGGAUAAUGGACCAGCAUUUGUAUCAGCAAAGUACACAGAAUUUCUGAAGCGGAAUGGAGUAAGAAAAGUCCUAAUUCCUCCAUAUCACCCAGCAUCGAAUGGGGCUGCUGAAAGGGUUGUUCAAACAAUUAAGAACAAGCUUAAGAAGGCAAGCACAGGUGAUUUCAAGACGCAGCUAUCUCGCGCACUAUUCAGCUAUCGAACAACGCCGCACGAGAUAACCGGUGCAUCUCCAGCAGAACUCUUGUACGGAAGAAAACUCAAGUGUGCUCUGGAUAAUCUCCAUCCGGACAUGCGCACCACAGUACUUCCGUCUAUCGUCCUGGGGAUUCAGUGUUCGCAAGAAAUUUUCGACCUGGACCAACUUGGGUCCCUGCUGUUGUCACAAAAGCACAAGGACAGUCGUCUGCUGUUGUACAGCCACCUGGAGGAGUUAUUUCCACCAGGCACCAAGAUCAUCUACGAACCCAGGCAGAAAUCAGGACUGGUUCCCGAAUGGUCCCCAAGUGGUUCCAUUUGCAGUUGA
Molecule: messenger RNA, 2313 nt
Organism: Ornithodoros turicata
Lineage: Eukaryota; Metazoa; Arthropoda; Arachnida; Ixodida; Argasidae
Exons: 5
Coding region: 1-2313 (770 amino acids)
Biological process (GO): DNA integration
Molecular function (GO): nucleic acid binding
Source: RefSeq, a predicted model, not a curated record